CUUUGGAAUCGCAUCUCGAGACUCGCUCAGCGUCCCAGCUCGCAUCCCCCCUGCAGCGGCGGCGGCCGGCCGCGGACUGAGCCAUGUACACCCACAGCAGCGUGCUGGGCACCUCCCCCGCCGCCCGCCCGGCCAGGGACCCCUCGGUGAGGCGUCGGGAGCCCGACCCGCUGCCAGCCCCGCGGCAGGUUUUGGAGGCGACUCCGGAGACCCCUUCGCGGGAUGGACCUGGGCACGAGGGCCAGAGGCUCAUAGGUGCCUACACCUUGAUAGCACCAAAUGAAAACCGAAGAAAGCAGAUACAAAGGAUUGCUGAGAAAGAGCUGGAGAACCUGGAGAAGUUGAAGGAGCAAAAUAGAGCGAAGCCAGUUAACCUGGUACCAAGGAGGCUAGGUGGAAGCCAAUCAGAGGUUGAAGUCAGGCAGAAACAACAACUCCAACUGAAGCAAUCUAAAUACCAGCAAAAGCUAAAAAGAGAAGAAUCUGUAAGAAUCAAGAAAGAAGCUGAAGAAGCCGAAAUCCAAAAAAUGAAGGCAAUUCAGAGAGAGAAGAGUGAAAAACUAGAGGAGAAAAAAAGACUUCAAGAAAAUCUCAGAAGAGAAGCAUUUAGAGAGCAUCAGCAAUCCACAACUGCUGACUUCUUGAGCAGACUGGAGACAGAAUUGCCAAACAGAAGUACCUAUCAAACUGCUUGCCAUAACCUACAAUCUUCAGCUUGGGCCAGAAGACAGGCUUAUAAGGAUUCUCUAAAGGAAGAAGAAAAUAAAAAACUACAGAAGAUGAAGGAAGAACAACACCAAAAGAGUGAAUUUCUGGAAUUUAAGCGACAACAACAGGAGGAAGAAAGAAUCAGAACCCAACAGGAUGAGCACAGGAGGGUAAAUAAUGCUUUUCUGGACCGACUCCAAGGCAGAAGUCAACCAGGUGGCCUGGAGCACUUUGGAGGCUAUUGGAAUAUGAAUGGUGGUAACAGCUGGGAUAUAUGAGAAACGUUUACUUACAUCUGACCUCUGUCAACUGACCUUGAAAACUGCCAUGAGAUGCUUUUUUAGAAUGCGGUUUUAUUCACCUUCAGUGCUUUUACCUCGACUUCAACUGCCCACCCACACAGCUGAGCAGCCGGGAUGACAGGUUUCUCCCUGCCAUUGUUUAUGUGUGUUUGCAGGAGCUGAUUAUUGAACUCAUAUUUAAUCUCUACUGUCAGUGAAAUGUUACAGUAUUUUUCUAAUUGGUUUUGCCUCUUAUUGGAAGUAUAAUUACAGCAAUGUUAAUAAGAGAGAAAAUGAGGGGCUCAUUGGAUGCUUUCAGGUUACGGGGAACUAUGGGUGGGUACUGUAUGCUUGUCUCUCUAAGCAGCUAAUUCUCAGAUCAGGUUUGGGGAAGCUUUGGCAUCUUUUUGGAUUUUAAUCCCUACUUUCUUAAUUCACUGUAUAAACAUGAGUAAAAGACAAAAAUAAAUCUUUUAAUCUCUUUUUAACCAAUUUAUAAAUAAAUUUUGAACUACC
Messenger RNA from Eptesicus fuscus (big brown bat), 1505 nucleotides. RefSeq names its product epithelial stromal interaction 1 (gene EPSTI1). The transcript is spliced from 11 exons. The coding region runs from base 84 to 986 and encodes 300 amino acids. Lineage: Eukaryota; Metazoa; Chordata; Mammalia; Chiroptera; Vespertilionidae. The record is from RefSeq and is a predicted model, not a curated record.